Messenger RNA from Polistes dominula (European paper wasp), 2388 nucleotides. It is a transcript of the gene ast, whose product is annotated as single-strand DNA endonuclease protein asteroid. NCBI's taxonomy places the organism in Eukaryota, Metazoa, Arthropoda, Insecta, Hymenoptera, Vespidae. The record is from RefSeq and is a predicted model, not a curated record. Gene Ontology annotation, molecular function: nuclease activity.
UAAAUAAUUAAAUAAAUAGAAAGAUAAAAGAUAAUCUAAUAUAUAUAUAUAUAUCAUAUCUAUAUAUCUAUAUAUCUAAUCUACCCAUUGAUCUAAUGCAAAAUUAUAAGUUUAUGGUUUUUCUUAUUGUGCAUCAUAUAAAAGAAAGGAAAAAGAAAAAAGGAAAGAAAAGAAAAGAUAACGCUUAAUAUUAUAAAUUAUAAAGUGUUUGAUUAAUUAUUAAAAAUGGGUAUAAAAGGCUUGACAAGUUAUAUUCAAGAUCAUGCAGAAUAUUUUCUUCAAGAUUAUAAAUUAUGUGAUACCUUCUUAGUUAUCGAUGGCUCUAAUCUUGCGUAUCAAUUAUAUUGGAAAUAUACGAAAUCUAAUGAAGCAUUUGGAGGUGAUUAUGAUAAUUACGCUGAUAGUGUGAAAAAUUUCUUUGUAAACCUAAGUAAUUACAAAGUAACACCAUUAGUUCUGAUGGAUGGUAGUUUUGAAUCUAGAAAAACAAAAACUGCAAUGACUCGUUUAUACGAUAGAUAUAAAUCAGCACGUGAUCAUUUUCCUAACUAUCUAUUUGAUAGUUCUUAUUUACAUUUUUUCAUUCCUAAUUUAAUAUUUUAUGUAUUCAAAGAAAUUCUUAAUGAAAUGAAUAUAAAACAUGUACAGUGUUUAUUUGAAGCUGACAAUGCAAUAGCUGGUAUUGCUAAACUUUUACAAUGUCCUGUUCUUAGUUAUGAUUCUGAUUUUUUUAUUUAUGGAUCAAUGUACAUACCGUUCAAUACAUUGAAAUGGUCAAAGAAAGAUACAGAAGAUUUAAAAAAUUGUUCUAUUUAUAAAAUAGAAUCUUUAUUUAAUAUUUUUCGUGGAUUGGUUGAUUGGAAGUUACCUUUAGCUGCUAUAUUGAUUGGAAACGAUUACGUAGAGCAACAGGAAUUCAAUGUUUUGUACAAAAUUAUACAAAGACGAGGAAUGAAGAAAAAAUUACGUUGCAAUAAUUCACAACAAUAUCGUAUACAGUCUAUAUUUCAAUGGUUGGCUGAACAAGAAAUAAACACUGUCAUAUUUGAUAUAAUAAAUGCUGUACGUUUGAAUAAUAGAACACAAAUACUUAAAACAAUGGAGAUGAUCAUAAAUGAAUAUACUAAUAUAUCAGAAGAUAUACUACUUCAAUUUGAUUUUUCUCAAGAAAUUAUUAAUGAUAUUACUUCUAAAAGAACAGAAUUUGAUACGACUUCUAAAGAUAAUAUGAUUAGUACUAUACAUCUUUUAUUAAAAAAAUACGAAAAUACGAAAGGUUCUUCGUCUAAAAUUGUACAGAUGGAUAUUAUUCAUCAAUUACCCCAUUGGUUUAUCGUUGAAUAUUCUAAAGGUCACUUUCCAAAUUAUUUUAUAACUUUAUUAGCUCACGGAAAGUAUUUACAUUCUGCACAAGUUGAAGAUUAUAAUCAACCAUCAAGUAUAUUCAUAAGCAUGCCGAUUCUUGAAGUUAUAUAUACAUUACUUAUAACAGGAUUUGAAAAACCAAGACUAGGCUCACACUUGUUAACUAGAGGAAUAAAAAAUCAGAUAACUCAAUAUUCAUUAAAAUACCUUGAUAAUAUUGGUAUUGAUAAAACUCCAUCUCUUUCAGAUCUUAGAGAGGUCCCAUUAAAUAUAAGAAAAUACAUUUAUGAUAAUACUUUAAAUAUAAAACAAUACGAUCUUGUAAAUAAAUUUCCUCAAAAUUGGAGAUUGUAUAUUACUGCAAUCAAAUAUUGGGUUGAUAACUUAUCAUUAUCAUCUAAUAUUCAUAUAUAUACGUUGCUCUUUGCAAUGUUACAAAAUGUUAUUUAUCUAAAAAUUGGUUUUUAUAAAUCAAUUAAAUCAUUUAAAUCGAAAUUUAGUAAUCAGUUGCGAGAAUUGAAGAUAGUAAUAAAUGAAGAAACAGGCUUAAUAAAUCAAAUGAAAAAAAUGGAUCUUCUUCUUCCUUCGCAGUUAAUUGAAGAGAAAAGUAUUACAGAAUUAAUAAAUGAAAUUACAGAAACUGAUUGUUUAAUGUUAACGCCAUAUUUUAUUUCUUAUAACAAGGUCCACCCGAAACUUGUACAAAAUAAAAAACUAUAUAAACCAGAGAUUGUUCAUAUAUUCACACAAUUUCAAAAUUGUUUGAAAUUUAGUUUAGAUUUAAAUGCAUUAUUGGGUGAUCCAUAUGAAAUUUCAAAAAUAUCUAUCAUGUUUAAUGGUACUUUGAUAUAUAAUCUAUAUGUUAGUUUUAAAAAACGUAAAAAUGUUGAAGAUUAUAUUAAAGUAAUACUUGAAAAUUCUCCAAAUUUUGCUCGCCUAUUUGAUGCAAUUUUAUCUCAUUCCAAGUUACUUUUUAAUUUUCACACAAAUGUUCCUACGAAACAAAAUAAUGAUAAUUGUUAA